Molecule: messenger RNA, 1694 nt
Organism: Apis mellifera (honey bee)
Lineage: Eukaryota; Metazoa; Arthropoda; Insecta; Hymenoptera; Apidae
Product: probable serine/threonine-protein kinase kinX
Exons: 8
Coding region: 178-1539 (453 amino acids)
Source: RefSeq, a predicted model, not a curated record
AAAAGACAUAAUAGAAUAUUUUUAGAAUUGCAAAAACAAGUGAAAAAUGAAGUGAAUAAUAACAUUUAUACAUCUUUUUAUUUAGCUAAACCUAUUAGAAUUAAAUUUCAAAAUUUUCAUGUAAAAAUUAACUUUAAUUGUAAUCAUUUCAUUAUGUUAUAUAUGAACUAAGUAAAAAUGCCACGUCCACUCUUAAAAGAUACAAUCAAAAGCGAAUAUGUUAUCGAUGAAAAUCAUAAACCAUCGAAUAAAACAAUUAAAUUUAAAAAAUCUGUAACUACAACAAGUCGUAAAUUUAGUUCAACUGUGAAAAAUCGAGAUCGUUUAGUAGGAGGAGCAGAUGCUCCUGAGGAACAAAAAGACAUAUUGAAACUGCCAGAAGAAACGGAAGAAAAAACUCGUGCAGCUGGACCAUGUUGUACUUGUUUGGCACAAGUACCAGGAACAACCGGAGAUAAGAAGGUGGAUGAAAUUAUUGAUUAUGUACAUCAAAAUUUACAAGAAGCGGGUAAAGCAUUGGCUACCUUAGGCGAAAAUUUUGAGCACGAUUCAAAGUUGAUGUUCGUCGAUAUACUUGGUCGAAUACAACAAUGGAGCGGUUUGGUUCAAAACAAAUUGGAUAUUUGUAACAAUGAAAUCGAAACAUUGCGUGAAGAAUUAAUAGCACGAGCUUGUGAAAUCGAAAAUCUAAAGAAUUUAUUGGGAGAAUGCGAGAAAGAACGUGAGGCCGCUCUAAUUCAAGCGGCUAAAGCACAAGAAGAAGCAAUUGAAAUUAGCGAACGUUUUGAAAAUCAUAAAAAACAAGAAGAAGAAAGAAAAAAGAUAAUUCCAGAAAUAACUCCAAAAGAAAUAAAAGAACCAACAGAAAUAAAAGAACCAAAAGAAGUAAAAGAACCAAUAGAAAUAAAAGAACCAAAAGAAAUAAAAGAACCAAAAGAAAUAAAAGAAGAGGAAAAAGAAAAAAUAGAAAUUAUUUGCACGGAUGCAGCUAUUCAAUCAAUUUUGAAAGACAGAGAAAAAAGACGAGAAAUUGAACUUGAAGGUGAAAUAGCAAGACUCCGCAAAGAAAAUGAACGUAUUAUAAAAGAACGUGCUGAAUAUGAGAGUGCGAUACAACGAGCAUUACUUCGAGGUGUUUCAUCUUUGAAUGUUGAAGCAUUGAAAGUUUUACGUUGUCCACCAAUUCCAUGUUGUACUCCUUGUGCACCUUGUCCUGCUUCUGCUAUAGAAUCGGUUGUGCCAUGUGCAACCAGGAAAGGCACUGCAUCAACUGGGAUCGCUAAAAAUUGCGGCACUAAACGUAUCGGUAACGGAAAUACUAUUCAUGAAGAAAAUUGCACUGUGAAACGACCUUGCGCCAGUCCUUGUUGUUCUGCUGGAAGAAAUCGACAACCUGUAAUGAACAAUAGUACGAUAUUUCUUCUUCAUCAAGGAGAUACAGAAAAUAUUUGUGGAUCAAAUAAUGUUUCAGUGCCAAUUUGCGGUUCUCCAGUUAUGAAAAAAAUUGAAAUACCUCCAUGUCCUAGAUUUACUAUAUGAUAAGAUUUCUUUUUCUAUCAUUAAAAUUAGCUAUUUAAUUUCGUUAAUGUUAUCCGCAAAGUUUUAUGCAUACAUUGCGAAAAAAUGAUUUAUAUUGUAUUUACGUUUUCUAAAUAUAAUGUGAUGAUAAUAUAUAAUAUAAAAAGUAAAUUCAU